GGAGCAAACAAGCAGGGCCGGGUCUCGUGAGACUGACACAGAGAGGGCACAGGGACGGCAGGCACCUGGAGUUUGAUUUCCCUGUUGGAGCGGAGACCCUCGAGGAUCCUGUGAGUCCUACCUCACUCUGAAAAACCACUGGAGAGGAACAUCUCGAUAAUCACAGUUUGACUGGAGCGCUAAUCCCCAAACAUCUGACACAAUUAUACCCAUUAACACAGCUACUUUCUGUGAUCUGCAGAGUCCUUGGGGGCUUAGGAGUUGUCCAACUGAGUAACUUUAAUAUACAAAAUCUGCCACCUUCUAUCUGGAGAUCUUCCUGGCGAGAGAUGCAUGCUGCAAGAGGUGUGUGUGUGUAGCGUGAGCGAGAGCCAUCGCUGCGUGUGUGUGUGUGUGUGUAUGUGUGUGUGUGUGUGUGUGUAUGUGUAGAGAGAGAGAGAGAGAGACAGAGACCGAGCCCCUCACACGGAGCAUGCCUCUGCGUCCGGCAGCCGGCAAACAUGAGCCACCCAGCCCUCCACGGCAGGACCAGCAGCAGCAGCAGCACACACACACACACUCACACACACUCACACACCCUUACACACACGCAGCAAACGGCAGCCAGGGGGCCAGCACUGACAGCGGCAGCUCCCGGGAAGAGGACAGCGGCAUUCCCAUUCCUGUCGGUGUUCCUGCUUUCCGUCCCGGUACAGAGCGGAGCACCAGUGCAAGGGGACCCAUGGAGGAACCGACAGGCAACACGGUGGUCAUCCGCAUUGGAAUCCCAGACCUACAACAGACGAAAUGCAUGAAAUUCAACGUGGAUGCUCCUAUCUGGCUGUCCAAACAGAGGAUCCUGUGUACUCUGAACCAGAGCCUGAAGGAUGUACUCAACUACGGCCUCUUCCAGCCGGCUUACAACGGAAAGGCUGGCAAGUUUCUGGAUGAGGAAAGACAGCUGAGGGAAUACCCCUUCCCUUCUAUCGCUCCUGUACCUUACCUGGAGUUCCGCUAUAAGAGGCGUGUCUACACUCAAAGUUACCUGGAUGACAAGCAGCUAUCUAAACUUCACACCAAGGCGAACUUGAAGAAGUUUAUGGAAUAUGUUCAGCAGAGGAACAUUGAAAAGGUCUCAAAGUUUCUGGAAAAAGGCCUGGAUCCCAACUUCCAUGAUCCAGACACAGGAGAAUGUCCUCUAACACUAGCGUCUCAGCUGGAGGGCUGUGCGGAGCUCAUCAAGGUGCUGAAGAAUGGAGGGGCGCAUCUGGACUUCAGAACAAAAGAUGGCAUUACUGCCCUGCACAAGGCCGUGCGCACCAAGAACCAUACAGCUCUCAUAACCCUGUUGGACUUGGGUGCAUCACCUGACUACAAGGACAGUCGGGGGCUGACCCCUCUCUACCACAGCUCCAUGGUGGGAGGAGACCCCUACUGCUGUGAGCUGCUGCUGCACGAUCAUGCACAGGUCGGCUGUGUGGACGAGAACGGCUGGCAAGAAAUACACCAGGCAUGUCGCCAUGGUCAUGUGCAGCACCUGGAGCACCUGCUGUUCUACGGAGCUGACAUGAGCACCCAGAAUGCAUCUGGAAACACCGCCCUGCAUGUGUGUGCUCUCUACAACCAGGAUAGCUGUGCACGAGUUCUCCUGUUUCGAGGGGCCAAUAAAGAGAUAAAGAACUACAACAGCCAGACUGCCUUUCAGGUGGCAAUUAUAGCAGGAAAUUUUGAUCUCGCUGAAAUCAUAAAGCUCCACAAACCAUCAGAUGUUGUGCCUUUCAGGGAGACGCCCUCCUACACCAACCGUCGGCGUGUGAUGCCCGGCCCCCUGCCCUCGCCACGCUCCUUGCUCCGCUCCGCUAGCGACAACAACCUGAAUGGGGACCACGAUCAUGGCCACAUUCAGGGCCCUCGAGAGAUUCGCGGACGCCAGGGCCAUUCGCCUGUCCCCUCGCUGCGCAGCCUGCCAGCUCUGGGGCAGCAGCACAGCAGCCUUGGAGAGAGCCGUCAUGGGGAUGUCCCAGAUAGCAGUCUCCAGAGUACAGGCAGCUCCAGGUCAUCCCAUUCCCGCUCCCCAUCCCUACAUCACAUGCACGAGGAAGACAAGCCGGUCCCCAGAAGGUCCCAAAGCCAUGGCUACCCCCACGGACAUGGCCCUCGUGGAAGACUCAGCCCCGGCUCAGUGCAACGAGACCCAAGCCCCCCUCAUCACACCCCUCCAGCCCUGACAGGCCCCCGCGGGCCCAAACGGAAACUCUACAGUGCUGUCCCGGGACGUACCUUCAUUGUGGUCAAGCCCUACACGCCACAGGGGGAGGGAGAGAUCCAGCUGAACCGCGGAGAGAGGGUCAAAGUGCUGAGUAUAGGGGAAGGAGGUUUCUGGGAGGGCACAGUCAAAGGGAGGACAGGAUGGUUCCCAGCAGACUGUGUGGAAGAAGUUCAAAUGAGGCAGUAUGACCCACGGUUAGAGACUCGGGAGGACCGCACCAAGAGACUGUUCAGACACUACACUGUGGGAUCCUACGACAACUUCACCUCAUACAGUGACUAUAUCAUAGAGGAGAAGAACGCUGUGUUACAGAAGAAAGAAAAUGAGGGAUUUGGUUUUGUACUGCGGGGGGCCAAAGCCGAGACGCCCAUUGAAGAGUUCACUCCCACUCCAGCGUUCCCCGCCCUGCAGUACCUGGAGUCUGUGGACGUGGAGGGGGUGGCCUGGAGGGCGGGCCUGCGGACAGGAGACUUCCUCAUCGAGGUGAACGGGGUGAAUGUGGUGAAGGUGGGCCACAAGCAGGUGGUGUCUUUAAUCCGGCAGGGGGGUAACAGGCUGCUGAUGAAGGUGGUCUCUGUCACCCGCAAGCCCGAGUCUGAAGAAGUUGUGCGCAAGAAAGCUCCCCCGCCACCCAAGAGGGCUCCCAGCACCACCCUGACCCUGCGCUCCAAAUCCAUGACUGCUGAGCUGGAGGAACUGGCUUCUGCUCAGAGGAGAAGAGGAGAGAGGCUAGAUGAGAUGUUGGCAUCCCAGGAGCCUAUGUUGCGUUCUCAGCCCUCGGAGGCAGAUUACAGAGCAGCCACUGUCAAACAACGGCCUACCAGCAGGAGAAUAACACCAGCAGAGAUCAGCUCACUGUUUGAGAGACAGGGUAUGACUCUACAUGGAGGGCUUCACCCAGGCAUGGAGAGAGGUCAUAUACCACUACCCAAAGGGAUGUCCAGGACCAAGUCUUUUGGUGCCACUGAGGAGGAUCGCCUGUCUGCCCUGGCAGGGGAACACCGCUUCCCCCGCAGCUCCUCAAUGACGGAUAGCCUCCGAGACCACUCCCAGUCUCAUUCCAUCCCUCCUCCUCCUCAAACGGCACCCCCACCUCCUCCCUCAAUCUACUACCUAGACACUGGCCCUCCACCCACCUUCUGCCCGCCUCCUCCCCCAUCCAGAGCUCACAGUCAGGGCCAUGAGCCUGGAGGUCGUUCCAGCUUCAAGCCCUCCUCCCUGGACCUUCCCUACGAGGCUGCCCAGCGGCAGGCCUCGCACAUUGAGAGGCAGAAGAAAGCCCGCUCUAUGAUCAUCCUCCAGGACUCCUCCCAUCUUCCUGUAGAACCCACAGAAAUACCCCGGCCCUCUGCUGCUACUCCACCUGAGCGGAUCAAAAGGAAGGGUCGUGUGAUUGACAACCCAUAUGCCAAUGUGGGGCAGUUUAGUAUUGGACUAUACACGCCUACCAAGCCCCAGAGGAAAAAAAGCCCCCUAGUCAAACAAUUACAGGUGGAAGAUGCACAAGAAAGAGCUAGUUUGGCCUUAGCUGCUGCCCACUCCCGAGAGACCUCACCCUCAGGACGACACCCGCACACCCAUGGGCACACACACACCAGCCGUGCAGAUUACUACCAGCAGCAGCUGAUAGCAGAGCGAGAACGUGUGCGUGCCCAGGGAGAGGUUCUGCUUCAGGGGAAGGGCCCCUUUGCUGCUGCUAUCGCUGGAGCAGUGAAGGACCGUGAGCGCCGCCUAGAAGAACGGAGGAAAUCCACUGUCUUCCUAUCUGUUGGGACCAUGGAGGGGGCAUCCACAGCCAGCCCCGAGGCCCCCUCCCUGACUCAGUCUCGCUCCAUAGAUGAACGGAUGCUCACCCGGGAGUUGGGACAGCUGCCUCCCCCUGCCUUGGCCCUGAGCCCCUCACCAAGUGGGACCACCUUCAUCCAUCCGCUCACAGGAAAGCCCCUGGACCCCAACUCACCGCUGGCUCUUGCGCUGGCCGCAAGGGAGAGGGCACUGACCUCUCAGAGCCAGUCCCCAUCCAGCAGCCCAGAGCCCAGGACUAAACAGGAGCGGGCUGGCCAAAGUGGAAUAUUCAUCGACACCCAGACCAAAGAGUCUCAACAAGGGGAAGGGGGCACUGCAUCUCCCCCCUUCUCCCCCCAGACCGCCAAGGCAGUGGGGUAUGGAGUUGGACCUGCACCGGGGACUAUGUUAGCCCACCAGCCCACCAAACCCCAGUGGGCCACGUCACCCUCACCUGUAUCAUUUCGACAGGAGAUGGAGGGAAGAGCAGAGGAGAGGAAGGAGGAGAAGAGAGCAGAGGAUAAGAAGAGCAUGUUGAUCAGUAUUAUGGAUACAUCACAGCAGAAGACAGCAGGUCUCAUCAUGGUCCAUGCUACCAGUAAUGGCCAAGCUGUAGGGGUGGAUUCAGAGGUAGAACAGACACCUGCCCCAACAGCUGCUGAGUCAAGCAAACCUCCAAGUCCCCGGGCUAAAUCGCCCAGUCCCACGAUCUCCCAGCCCCAGCCCCAGGCCCAGGCCCAGGCCCAGGCUCAGCGUCCUGCCAGCCCAGCCCAGGAGAAGAGUUUGGCUCAGGGCAGCUCAGAGGAGGAUGUUGAUCCUUACACAGUGACCCUGCCACCUGCCAUGUUGUCCUCCAGUGACGAGGAAACAAGAGAGGAGCUGCGUAAGAUUGGAGUAGUGCCCCCACCAGAUGAGUUUGCUAAUGGGCUGCUGGCACAGGCACAGGCACAGGGGACACCCACGUCCCCAACUAAACCCGCCACCUCUCCCAUUACCCCUUCAACACCUACACCCCAAACCCCCUCAACCCCAACAACUCCCAGUUUGACCCCCACCCAGCCUCAGCCUCCUCAGCCCCCACCUCCACCCAGUGCAGCCGCCGUCUCAGGGAAGCCCUCUGAACCUCUGGAGCCCCCGCCGGUGGGGGAGUCCGGCUCUGCGGCCGACUCAGGUGUGGAGGAGGCUGAUACGCGCAGCUCCAGCGAGAGAGAGCGAGACCACCAUCUCGAGACCACCAGCACCGUCUCCACGGUAUCAAGCAUGUCCACGUUGUCCUCGGAAAGUGGCGAGCCCGCCGACACACACACCACACACACCUCCUACGCCGACGGGCAGACCUUUGUGCUCGACAAACCGCCAGUGCCUCCCAAGCCCCGACUCAAGUCCCAGAUUGGAGGCAGUAAAGGCCCCGUUACCUUCAGGGACCCUCUGCUGAAGCAGAGCUCUGACAGUGAGCUGCUAUCACAGCAGCAGGCGGCUGCCCUGGCUGCUGCUGCAGCUGGUGGAGCUGGGCUGGCCUCAGGUGGAUCAGCCUCAGUGUCUGGACUAGCCCCCACCAGGCCGCGCUACCUCUUCCAGCGCAGGUCCAAGCUGUGGGGGGACCCGGUGGAGCCCCGUGGGCCUGGGUUGGGGCUAGGUAUUGGAAGUUUGGGUAAUCUAGGCGGGCUGGGGCUGGGGUUAGGUGCAGACGAGGGAGGAAAACCGUCUGUUAUGGGGGAGUUGAGUUCAAGGCUCCAGCAGCUAAAUAAAGACACUAGGUCGUUGGGAGAGGAGCCUUUAGGAGCAUCGCUGGAUCCAGGAAGGAAGUCACCUGUGGCAGGCGCCAGACUUUUCAGCAGCCUAGGAGAGCUCCACACCAUUUCUCAGAGAAGUUAUGGCACCACGUAUACCAUCCGCCCUGGAAGCCGUUACCCUGUUACACGACGCACUCCCAGCCCAGGUCCAGGCUCGCCUGAUCGGGGCGACCCUCUUGGGCGACUCCCGGGAUUCGGCCUACCGACCUCCCCGACUACACCACCACACACCAUCCUCAAGUCCUCCAGCCUCAGCCUGCCCCACGAGCCCAAAGAGGUCCGCUUCGUAAUGAGGAGCUCCAGCGCCCGUUCCCGCUCCCCAUCCCCCUCUCCCUCUCACUCCCCUGGGCUGGGGUCACCUCUCCUGGCCCUCAGACCCUUUCACCAGAAACCCCUCCACCUCUGGAACAAGUAUGACGUUGGAGACUGGCUGGAGAGCAUCAAUCUGGGGGAGCACAGAGCAGGGUUUCAGGAGCAUGAGAUCGAAGGCUCUCACCUCCCGGCUCUAACCAAGGAUGACUUUGCGGAGUUGGGCGUGACACGUGUUGGACACCGCAUGAACAUUGAACGAGCACUAAAACAGCUGCUGGAGAGCUGACCCCUGCCCUGAGACACAGCAAAAGAUGGAGAGAAGGAUGAAGAUAGAAAGGGAGAGAUAGAGAGAGCUGAUGAAAACAGGAAAAAAAGAGAGAGACCACUCCUCUUUUACUCUGGCUCUAUUUUUAUGUUUUGCAUUGCAAAUGUUUACCUUUGGUCCUUAGAUAAACUUUAUUUUCUUGUUCUGCAUUAAUACCCUGCACUUACAUCUGCUCUGCACUGAAUUUUGAGGGGAGGAGUCAAUACGUAGCUCCCCUCCCCCUGCGCUAACGUCUGCCCACCUCAUCGCCUGCAGUCAGUCAGACCAGACCUCCAAGUGGGUUCUAAGUCUUUCUUUGCAGAGGAGAAUCGCAUGAGCUCCAAUUAGAACAUUUGAUUUGUGAAAGCUUGUGUUGUUCCCUUAGUAACACCCACACAUUCUCCCACAGACCUUCGCUCCUCUCCUCUCUACCUCUGUCCCUCCAUCUAUUAGGCCUCUGAAAGCCUUUUACAGGUUUGAGUAAAGGAGGAGGAGGCAGAAUCUCAUUCCAAACAGAAAGCUCAGUUGCCUUUCAAAAUAUUUCUACAGAGAUCAACGACGAUGAACACAGGACUAUGGACAUAGUGCUGACACAGGUCUGACAAGGUGUGUCUUCUCUCUACCUGCUGUUGUUUUUAAACCGAAGACUUUUGAGCCCAGAGGUGGAGCUCCACAAAGUAAACCACAGGAGAAAACCCCUCCGCCUUGGAACCUAGACUGUGCUAUCUAUAAUAUUUGGAGAAUGUUUAACCAACACUCGUGGCUUUUUUCAUAAUCAAACAGUUUGUUUUUGGUUUUCCAAAGGGAAUAUUACAUAUAGAUAUGAUAUAAUAUGAUAUAUAUGUAUUUAAAUAGCUUUGAGAAGAAAAGACACAAUGUUGCAAAGAGGAAAUGUAAUAAAUAAAAAUGCGCCUGUCUUUGGUUUUAGUAUAGAGGGCAGAGAGAAAUCUUUAAAUUUAUUCAACCAAUAAUUUACUCAUUUCUACCAAUUAUAUACAUAUAUAUAUAUAUUUGAAAGAAAAAAGUAUAUAGAUAUAUGAAA
Myripristis murdjan (pinecone soldierfish) is the source of this 7484-nucleotide messenger RNA. It is a transcript of the gene shank3a, whose product is annotated as SH3 and multiple ankyrin repeat domains 3a. The coding region runs from base 422 to 6424 and encodes 2000 amino acids. The record is from RefSeq and is a predicted model, not a curated record. Gene Ontology annotation, molecular function: synaptic receptor adaptor activity; ionotropic glutamate receptor binding. The transcript is spliced from 27 exons. Lineage: Eukaryota; Metazoa; Chordata; Actinopteri; Holocentriformes; Holocentridae. Gene Ontology annotation, cellular component: postsynaptic membrane; dendritic spine; postsynaptic density.